AUGUCAUCACCCGCGUCUCCAGAUUCCAAUCCCAAGAAUCCUAUCGCUGUCCUACAGAAAGAAAUCGAAGCUGGAGAAUGGGAUGGAUGCUUUGAGUUGAUCGGUCCACCGGGCAUCGUAACGGGUGAAAGAAAAGCAAUAAUUGAAAAAGGGAAGAGCAAGAUAAAUAUUGAUAAGGAUGUGAUGAGUGUAUGGGAAGAGUACAAGAGAAAGGGGGAAAAUGGAGAGUUCUAA
This is a messenger RNA of Botrytis byssoidea, 234 nucleotides long. RefSeq lists its product as uncharacterized. Bases 1 to 234 code for a protein of 77 amino acids. NCBI's taxonomy places the organism in Eukaryota, Fungi, Ascomycota, Leotiomycetes, Helotiales, Sclerotiniaceae. The transcript has 2 exons. The record is from RefSeq and is a predicted model, not a curated record.